AUGGCACCGGCGCUGCACCUGCCGCCGCCCACGCAGGGCUCCUCGUCCGACGAGCUCAAGGUCGUGCGCACGGCCACCGUCGACGGGCAGACGUUUGCAUCGGGCGGCGUCAUCUACCCGCCGCCGGACCUGCGGCCGGUGAUCGACAAGACGGCCGAGUUCGUCGCGCGCAACGGCGUCGCGUUCGAGGCCAAAAUCAAGGAGCAGGAGCGCCUGAACCCCAAGUUCGCAUUCCUCAACUCGGGCGACGCGUACCACGCGUACUUCCGCCUCCAGAUCCACGCCGCGAAGGAGAAGCGUGCGCAGCCCGCCGCGCCGCCCGACGAGCGGCCCGCCGCCCCCACGGCGUCGGCGGCCGUGCAGGCCGCGCUGCGCGCGGACCGCUCGCAGGCGGCGCCGGCCACUGAGCCGGAGCGACCGCCCGCGCACGAAUUCUCGCUCGAGUUCCCGAGCACCGCGGCCAUCGACCUGGAGGUGCUCAAGCUCACGGCCCUGUUCACCGCGCGGCAGGGCGCCGCCUUUGCGUCGCGCCUCCUCGCCAAGGAGGCGCACUCGCACCAGUUCGAGUUCCUGCGGCCGCACCACCCGCUGUUCAGCUACUUUCACCUGCUCGUCGAGCAGUACCACCAGGUCAUGCAGCCCUCGCGUGUGCGCCUCGCGCACGUCCGGCAGUGUGCCUCGCGCGCGCGCGGCCCCGGCACGGGCGGCGGCCGCAUGCAUCUGCUCCCCGAGGUCAGGAAGCGCGCGGCGUGGACGCAGUGGGACCAGGAGCGCCGCCAGCAGGAGCACCACGAGGAGGAGCGCCGCCGCGCGCUCUUUGACGAAAUUGACUGGCAGGACUUUUGCGUCGUGGGUGUCGUGGAAGUGACGAGCAGCGACGCACGCGCGGACCUGCCGCCGCCGCGCUCGCUGCACGAGCUGCAGACGAUGCUCCAGACGCACCAGCGCAUGGAGGCAGCGCCGGCCGCGCCGGCCGCGCCAGCCGCAAGCACCGUGCGGCCGACGCCGCAGGGCCCGAUCAAGAUCCGCCACGACUACCAGCGCACCGCCAGGCCGGCCAGCUCGGCCGCGGCGGCCGCGGCGGCCGCGCAGACGACCGUAUGCCCCGUGUGUGGCGACACGGUGCCUGUCAGCGAGAUGAGCGAGCAUGUGCGCAUUGAGCUCCUGAAUCCCAAGUUCCGCGAGGAGCGCGCGAAGCUGGAGCAGCGGCGGCAGGAGCAGGCGAGUCUGGCGGCGGGCGCGGACCCGUCACACUACCUCAAGCAGUUUGCCGGCGCGCGCACUGACCUCUUUGGCGCUCGCGCCGACGAGGAGGCACAGGCACGUCGUGAGGCGGACGAGCGGCGCCUCGCGCGCGAGAAGGAGAAGGGCGUGUGGGACGGCCACGCGAACAGCACGAAGAAGGCGCAGGACGCGCGCGCGCGGGGCAGCACGGUGGACGAGCGCCUCGCUGCGAUCCGCGCGCGCGCAGCGGCGCCAGCGACGCCGCUGGGGCCGCAGGCGGUGCCUACGAAGCGCGCGGCUGAGGACUCGACGGAGCCAAGCAAGCGGCGCGAGGCGCCGCGCGAAGCGCAGUACGCCGAGGCCGAGUGGCUCGCCCUGUACCCCCACCCCAUCACCCUGCACGUCCACGUGCCGGAUGCACCGCACGUGGCGCCGGUGUGCGACGGGCGCGUCCUGACGUUCUCGGGCCUGCCGCUGAGCACGACGAUGGGGCAGGUGCGUGACCGCGUGCUGAGCGAGGCGCUUGGGCGCAGCGUGGGCGCCUCGAAGCUCAAGAUGUGGGUGCACGGCAAGCCCGCGACGCUGCGGCAGUCGCUCGCGCACUGGAACUUGGCGGACGGCGCGCAUGCGGCCGCGGCCAUGUCGCUCGAGGGCGAUGUGCCGGACUUUGUGCUGAGCUACCCGGUGCAGGUGGUGACGAGCGGCAUUGUGCUUGCCUUCUCGUUCUCGCUCCUUCUGCAUGUGGUGUUCACGGCGGCGUACCACGUGCCGCUCAGCCGCGCCAACUUUGUGCUGCAGCUCACCUCGAAUGUCCUGAUGCUGGUGGCCGAGUGCACGAAGAUUGGGAUCAUACUGUCGGAGAUGGCGCGGGCGGGGGCGAUGUGGCCGUACAUGUUCCCGUUCGUCGCGCCGCGCCUGCCGAAUCGCUCGACGUGGUCGACGACGCAGGUCGUCUUUUUCGCGCUGCUCCAGAUGCUGACGCUGCUCUUCUCGCACGGCACGCAUAUCCAGUUCCUUACGCUGCUCUUCCCGUCCGUGCUCGAGACGCGCAUGAUCUACUGGAUGCUCGGCCCGCUCGUCCUCAUCAUGGCGGGCAUGUCCUUCGGCGACCUCGCGUCGGACGACGACCUAAAGACGCUCGACCUGUCCGAUGCGCUCAUGAACAUCUGCGACAGCUCGCUCGCGCUCCUGUACAUGGCGGCCCUGCUGAUCUGGGGCGCCCUCGUCAACUGGCGCCGCGCAUGGCGCGGCGAUGGCUCGACCGCGGCGUUUGGCACGAUUGCCGUCGUGGUGGCCGUGCUCAAGACGGUCAUCAGCUUUGUGCACAUUGGCUACGACCGCGUCUACUGGAUGCGCGACUUGUCCGCGAUAUUCACCGUCUGGCAGAGCUGGCUCGGCUUCUGGUGGUGGGUGUCGGCCGGCAUGAACAUCGGCGAGUACGCCGACCGAUUGCGCGCGCAGGAGCGCCGCACGAGGCGCCAGCAGCGGCAGCGCCGCCGCCCGCUGAAGCGCCCAUCGGCACCCGCCGUCCUGCGCAUGCACCGCGGCGGCGAUGCCGACACUGCCGACGCGCCGGGGCCCGCCGAGACGCCCGAGGAGUCGCCGGGCGGCAGCUCGGACGUGUCGCCGCAGACCUACCUGUCCACGACGGACUCGGCGCCAUGGACCGUGCGCCUGGCGCGCCGGAUCGGGCGCCUCGCGCCGGACGCGCUGCAGCGCCGCUUCGAGCACCUGCGCUCGGCGCACUCGUCGGCUGUCAACCGUGCGGCGGUCGAUCAGGCCGCGCCGUACGCGCGGGUCAUGCAGUCGUGGGUGCCGAGCUCGGACCUGCUGCGCCGCCUGCGUCUGCAGGACAAGACGAUGUACGAGUAG
Malassezia sympodialis ATCC 42132 is the source of this 3096-nucleotide messenger RNA. RefSeq lists its product as uncharacterized. Lineage: Eukaryota; Fungi; Basidiomycota; Malasseziomycetes; Malasseziales; Malasseziaceae. Bases 1 to 3096 code for a protein of 1031 amino acids. Gene Ontology annotation, cellular component: catalytic step 2 spliceosome; U2-type prespliceosome; U2 snRNP. Gene Ontology annotation, biological process: regulation of alternative mRNA splicing, via spliceosome; mRNA cis splicing, via spliceosome. Gene Ontology annotation, molecular function: RNA binding. The record is from RefSeq and is a predicted model, not a curated record. The transcript has 3 exons.